AACCAGAAGUUUGUCUGAGCGCUGUUCCACGUUCAGGUCAUUGGUUUAUUGCAGUUCAGCCUACCUGCUGCUGAGAGAGUUUUUGUACCUUGUUUUUUUUUUCAAUCUGAGAUUAAAUUUUAGAUUUCUCCAGGCUGUUUAACUGCUUGGUCGGAAUGUGAAUCUUAAAGUCCGUAAGAUUGACUACAGUUCAUGUACUGUUUGAGGAGACGUUGGCAGGCUUUGAGGAUACGUAUGUGCUAUAAUAUGAGCGGUCCAAUUCUCUUUGAUAUAAAUAAUGUUACUUACGUAGAGCGACAGAAUUGGGUGGACAUUAGGACCAAGGGGAGACUGGGCUUACGGGACGAGGGACAGUGGAGUGUGUGUCCAUUUGAAACCCACAAAAAAGAAGAAAAACACAAUCGCACACAAUACAAUGUGUGACAGUCACUGCCAUACACAGGACCGGAAUGAGAGUGCUACUGGAGGAUGGGGAGAAAAGAGAGAGAGAGAGAGGAAGCAUCAUUUAUCAUGAAAGGUCCACAUGGAAUCCAUAUUUCUUUCACUAAAUGUAUACGCAUAAAGCUGUCUGCGUUAACUGGACCUGACGAUAUGGAUAUACAAUUGGAGGAUUGACUAUUUUUUCUAUUUUUUUAAAUUUUAAUAAAACAACUGUUCAGGCCUACUCUUUCCAAAUACAUGUGAGAUAUGUGGAGCUUUGUAAAGUCAAACACCUGGUUAACCUGUUUGUUCUGAACUUACAUAAACACAGAGCAUCAUGGGGCAUCUACAAAUGAAGGCAUCUGAAAUGGAGGAUUUUGUAUGAAGAAUGGCAGAUAGGACUGUUCCCAUGAUAGCCUCUGUGUCAAAUCCCUCACCAACUAAUCUCACCGCGUCCCUAUGGGAGCCCAAUCCUACAGUCCCUGCCGACGUGGGCGUUGUCACAAGCUCGCAGUCUCAGAUCAAAGACCUUUUUGGGUUGUUCUGCAUGGUGACCCUUAACCUCAUUGCUCUGUUGGCCAACACUGGUGUGAUGGUGGCCAUUGCUCGUGCGCCUCACCUGAAGAGGUUUGCUUUCGUGUGCCACCUUUGUGCCGUGGACCUGCUGUGUGCCAUCCUCCUCAUGCCUUUGGGCAUCAUAUCCAGCUCAGCGUUUUUUGGCACUGUUGUUUUUACUAUUCUGGAGUGCCAGGUUUAUAUUUUUCUCAAUGUUUUCCUCAUUUGUCUCUCAAUUCUAACCAUCACGGCCAUCAGUGUGGAGCGUUACUUCUACAUCGUACACCCCAUGCGCUAUGAGGUCAAGAUGACCAUCAACCUCGCUAUUGGUGUCAUGCUCCUAAUCUGGGUCAAGUCAGUCCUCUUAGCUUUGAUUACCCUGUUUGGAUGGCCAGCUUAUGGACACCACAGCUCUAUUGCUGCGGCUCACUGCUCUCUUCAUGCCAGCCACAGCCGCUUAAGAAGUGUGUUUGCUGUUUUCUUCAGCGUUAUUUGUUUCUUGGUUCCUGCAGUGGUUAUCUUUGUUGUUUACUGUUCCGUGUACAAAGUCGCUCGUUCUGCAGCCCUGCAGCAUGUGCCUCCAGUGCCAACGUGGGCAAAUGCAAGCCUUGCUAAGAACCGCUCGGACUCCAUCAACAGCGAGACCACCAUGAUCAGCACCACCCGUACUCUGCCUCAAAGGCUGUCUCCAGAAAGGGCCUUUAGUGGAGGAAAGGCUGCACUUACCUUGAUAUUAAUUGUGGGUCAGUUCUUUGUUUGUUGGUUGCCCUACUUCAUCUUCCACCUGCAGAUGUCCCUGACUGGCUCCAUGCACAGCCCUGGGGACUUAGAGGAGGCCGUCACCUGGCUGGCCUACUCCUCCUUUGCAGUUAACCCGUUCUUCUACGGGUUGUUGAACAGGCAGAUCAGAGAAGAACUGGUCAAGUUCCGGCGCUGCUGCUUGACCCAGCCGGCGGAGUUUGGGACAUCCAGCCAUGAGGGCUCCCUUCAGGAGAACUUCCUUCAGUUCAUCCAGAGAAACAGCAGCUCAGCUGAAACCACAUCCGGAACUGCAAAAUCCCAUCACAGAAACACUGUGGAUCCGAGCAAUAAGCUCCCUGGACAAAUACCCGAGGACCGCCCAUAGGCAUUGACCAACAGGACUUGUUGACCAGAGUGCUAAAAUGUAGACCAUACAAGUUUUUAUGUAAGACAACCAUUUCUUCCCAAAAUAAUAGGUUGACAUGACAACGUGACUUUUUUCAAAGAAUUCUAACAUGCCUAUUAGUACAUUUAAAUUGUUAUUGGUCACUUAAACAAUUUAUCCUAUCAAGACUGGCUAUAAAGGGAUUCCUUAUUUUAUUGAGAGGACACAAUCUUUGUUUUGUGCAAAUAGAAACAAUCAAAACACUGGAUUUGGAUAAUUCAUACUUUUGUUUUUGUUGUUUCUAUUGCAAGAAACAUUGAGUGUGAAUUUUGUCUACCACCAUUUACUGCUUUAAGGGACCCCUCUGUUGCCAGUGGGGACAGCCGAUACAAUUACAACCAAUAAUUUGUUCAAAGAACGUUUUUGGCAGUGUGGGCUGGUGCCAAGUCCUGCUGGAAAGUCAGCAUCUCCAUAAAGCUUGUCUGCUGAAGGAAGCAUGAAGUGCUCUAAAAUGUCCUGGUAGACGGUUAAGUUGAAUUACUGAAAUAAAUGAACUUUUGCACGAUAUUCUAAUUUUUCGAGUUUCACCUGUACUUCUUGCCCAUUAUAAUGCCCGAUGACUGCUGAGAAUUUUAUGUUGAGUUGCUAUCGUUGUAACGUAACAAGAAAUUGAAAUAAUAAUGGAUGGCCCUGUGUGCAUUUAUACUACCUUUAUUGAUUUUAAUGUCAAAGAAAAUGUAAGGUCUGUCAACACUAAAAGAUCACAAAGGAUAUUUUAAUGUAAUAUUAGUGUAAUUCUAUGUAAAUAGGAACAAUUUGCAUUUUACAAAAACCUAAACUGGUUACACUGUUUUCUAUUUUGCACUUCAAUAGCUAUGUAUAUUCAAAUGUUACAUUUGUGACUGAAUUUUCUUUAGUAUUGGGGGUAAAUGUAGCAGUGCAGUUGAAUAACUAACACAGGGAAACGCGAGGGACAAUAACACAGAGUGUGCAACAGAUGUGCUGAUAGACGGUGAAUGUCAUCUGCCACUGUCGUCAUGGAAAUGGAGUGAGUCUGUGACUCACAUAGCAGAAAGCACUUUAAGACUAGAUAUUUGCUGUCACUUUAAAUUCAACUGAUCUACUAAUUCUGCCUGUUUGUACACACACAAUGAUUAAGAUGUCAAUUAAGUGAAUAGAGGAUGAAGUGAAGGUACAAAAAUGGACUGAAAUAAUGGUGGCACGGAUAGUAAGGCAGAGACAGUGAAUUUACAAAGCAAAUCACUAUUGAGCAUUGAUGAUGCUUUUUUAUGGCCUUUGCUGUGUUUCACAAACAGUGGCCGGGGCAAAUAAAGCAUAGAGUGAUCGAGGCACGUAACUGCAAACACCAUUUUGCUGUAUGGCUGUAACUAACAGGAGCAUACACCACUCUUAGAUAACUGCGAUUGUGUUCUUAAUACUUGUGAUGUAUACUGCACUCGCUCUCUCACCGGGAUAUGUAGACAUGACACAGCAACAUCCUGUGAGACUUUUUCUUAUCAAUUCAUAUGUUUGUUUCUCUCUUUGUCUCCUGUCAUUCAGAUUUUUUUUUUCCCCAUGAAUGUCUAGCCAUUAAACAAUGAUACCAGCAGGCAAUUUUGACAUUAUUCAUCCACAUUUCAAAAGUGCACACUGAGAUUUGAAUUCAAUGAGGGGAUAGUGCAAGCGGGGAUUGUGAGAGAACGGCCUUUGUAUUGACAGAGUGAAAAUUGUGUUUUAAAUGUGUAGGGUUCCCUUAAUUCUUGCAACAUUGGAAAAAAAGAAAACCAAUACUUGUAUACUUAUAUGACCAUGAGUGAAAAACAGAUGCUGAUAUUUUCCUCUUCUUCUUUACUAAAAAACAACCAAGCAUGGCCAACAGAGUGCGCUACACACCAGCAAAUUCUCUUUCUCCCUUUUACAGGGAGUAGUAGUUUAAACAUUUUAAAUACGAAAAGUUCUAAAUGUUAACAAACAGUGACAUGGCUUAUGUGCUCUUUGAUAAGUGUCCGGUCAUUGUCUUUUCAAUAUGGAUGAGGACUGAAUGCAUAUUGGAUGUUUUUUGCCAGGUGGAUGCACUUGGUCAAUAUUGUUGCUCAUUUCAACCUGUUGAUGAAACAUUUUGUAGAGUUAUUUCACUUUUAAAAAGAGAUCUAUUUUGUUUUCUUUCUGUACUAUUUGUAUUGUUAUGCACUGAGGUGUGAGGUUCUUGCUAAGAGGUAAAAGGUCAACACUUUUAGGUAAUCAGGAAGGGCAGAUGUUAGGUGAAACCAUUUUCACAUUGUUAUGUGGCUGCAUAGUAAGGGUAAGCGUUACUAAUAAUCACUACAAAACACGCUUGAAAAACCAGCGGACCUUCAGUACAGUUCUUAAAGUAGUAUGCAGUACAUCGAACUACAAGGUUUGUUUGUGUCUAUGGGCUUUGUAUAUCUGGAAAACCGUUAAUCUGAUCUACUUCCCACUUGAAGGAUGUAUGGCCGGAAACCCAAGGACAUGGAAUGUGCAAUGUGGUGCAACCUGGAAUCGCAGUACGGUCAAUAUUAAUAAACUUGAAUUAACAGGCAAACAGCAAUCUGUGCAGAACCUAGGGAUGGAGCCUCAAGGGUCGAUGCAAUAAAUCAUGGAUGUAGUACGUGUGAAAGCCCACGGCAGCUAAUUGAAAGCAGUUUACUUAGCUACAUUUAAUGCUGGAUUAAUUAAUGUUGGAUGGAUGCACUAUCCAAACUAUUUUUCAGCAGCAGAAGCUAAGAGUAAACCCACUACUUUAUUCCACGCCAGAUUUGUGUAACAAAUGUGAUU
Molecule: messenger RNA, 4897 nt
Organism: Pungitius pungitius (ninespine stickleback)
Lineage: Eukaryota; Metazoa; Chordata; Actinopteri; Perciformes; Gasterosteidae
Gene: gpr61l
Product: G protein-coupled receptor 61-like
Exons: 2
Coding region: 809-2101 (430 amino acids)
Biological process (GO): G protein-coupled receptor signaling pathway
Cellular component (GO): plasma membrane; endosome; signaling receptor complex
Molecular function (GO): G protein-coupled receptor activity
Source: RefSeq, a predicted model, not a curated record